UUUAAAUUACUGAGCCUUGAUUACAUUGGUUUUAUUUAAAUUUUUAAGAUUAUUAUUGGGAAAUAUUGAAUAAUAAAAUGUUUUGUCUGCAGUGUAAUUAUUGUAAGGAACUGGAAGCUGAGAGUAAAAAACAAGCAGAGACAAGAGAAAAAUUACAAAAUCAAAUAAGCGCUUUCAAAGAUACAGUUUCAAAACUUGAAACUGGAAAUGGGAAUUUUCAAAUUAAAAUCCAGGAGCAGAGUGUCGAAUCCGCUGCUUUAAAAAAGGAAAUCGAAGAUCUGAAAAGAGAAGUGAAAACUUCGAAUCAGCAAAAUAUUACCACCGAAGUGAGGCUAAACAGAAGUUUAGAAGAAAAUGAAAAACUUCGCACUUGUCUCAAAUUCACUAAAUUGGAAGAAAAGGACUUGAGAGACCAGAUAAGGAAACUUCAAGAAGAGAAAAGACUAUCAAUUAAAAAUAUGGAAAAACAACGAUCAGAAUUGUAUCAAGCUUACAAAAAGCAACUCCACCUCGUCGACAAUUUAAAAAAACAAAAGGCGUAUCUGGAGGCCAGCAGACAGGUACAAAUAACUGAGGAGGAUUUUACGAAAUUAUUGGACUGGAAACCAGAUCGAGAAUUGUAAUAAAGUAAUAAUAAAAAUGAAAAUUAAUUAACAAAAGUCCAAUAUAUAAUCAAUUAUUUACA
Messenger RNA from Belonocnema kinseyi, 685 nucleotides. RefSeq names its product testis-expressed protein 9. The transcript is spliced from 4 exons. The coding region runs from base 78 to 623 and encodes 181 amino acids. NCBI's taxonomy places the organism in Eukaryota, Metazoa, Arthropoda, Insecta, Hymenoptera, Cynipidae. The record is from RefSeq and is a predicted model, not a curated record.